CAAAAUUCUAAAUUCAAAUUUAUUUAUUUAUUGUGCCAGUGUUGUGCGUUUAUAAUAUUUUUUUGAAGUGGUAACACUGAAUUGUCUUACGUGGUUAUUUCAAUUUACCGGUGCGUGAAUCGGAUCAUAGUAUGUUCUUUUAUCGCGUUGUAUUAGUAGAUAAUUAGUGAAAUAGAUUAUACUGCAAUUAUUUGUAGAAAAAAUAAAAACGUAAUUAAAGUGUUCCGUUGUGGUAGUUUUGUGUCAUCCAUUUGUUUAUUUGGAUUUGGAGAUAAAACAUGAGGAAAAUCGGCAUUCUACUCCUGCUUUGCCAGUUUAUAACCCUACCGAUCAUGGAAGGUCGCAGCGACGAUGAAAAUCCUUUCCUCGACCUGGCCUCCUCAUUUCUCCAGAAUAUGGGCGAUGGAGGGAAUAAUUUGAACGGUUUAGCAGCUAUUGGGAAUAUAGUCGGUAACUUGAUGCAGGGAGACAAAGCCAAAAAUCUGGGAUCAAUGUUUGGUCAAGACACUAAUGGAAAUGAUGGUGGUGAUAUAUUGUCAGGUCUUGGUAGCUUACUCGGAGGUCAAGAUGGCAAAAUCGAUCCAGCCAUGAUAGGAACCAUGAUGUCUAUGUUUGCAAGCCAAAUGGGCAACACUGAUAAACCCAGUAGGCAGAAAAGGGAAAGCCAGAAUAAAAACGAUUUCAACAUAGAUGGACUACUAAGUCUUGCAUCAGGAUUUUUGGGCAACCGAAACGGAGGAGCCGAAAGUAUUCUACCACUAAUAAUGAAUAUAUUAAGCUCAUUCUCCGAUCCAGAAAGCAAAAACGUAGCAGACGGUCACAAAGAUCACGCUCAAUUUUUACCACCGUUUUUAGAGAAAAUACAUUUGUAUUGGGACCUGUUCAUAAAUUCUGAACUUGGCAAAACGGUUUGGGAAAAAUCUGGAUUAAAGAAAACGAUGAAAGCAUUUACUGGACCGGACGGAAAGAUCAGUUUCGAGCUGAUGUUCAAGAACUUUGAGAACCAUUCGUUCAGACGACACUGGAUCAAAGUGGCUGCGAAGUAUUUGACGGACACCGUGGUGUCUGUGGCGAAACCAGAAGUAUACCAGAAGUACAUGUCCUCGGCCCAGUACUUCAUCAACGGUUUCCUGGACUCUCAGGGUCUCCCCAAACACACCCAUCUCAACCUGAAGAAGCCCACGCAGUCCAUCAGCGCACUCCUCAAUUAUGUGCUGAAGAAAUACCUGGAUAUUGAUACCAAUGUAUCAGCUUAUGUGGCCCCAGCGAUCGAAUAUAUAAAGCAAACCGUAAAAAUGGGCGAGUCCAUAUCCCAAUCGCUGGCCGGCCGUGGGGACUACAACGCACUGGUGGACCACAUCACUGACACCCUGAACUUGGAGGUCAUCGAGCCCGUGCUCAGGGUGUACAGAGCCUACCAGCAUUCAGUCAAGUCGCCACAGUGCCAAGAACAUCUGAUGUGCCUCGUGAAUAGGCAUCAUGAUAAGGAUAAAGAGGGUCGCCUGGGCUUCAAGGCUGGUCUGACGAAAGUGAGCAGUUUGGUCGCGUCAGCAGCUCUCAGUUACCACAACGGCAAAGGUUUCUGGGACCUCUACAACGCUGUGAAAAAUGACGUCAACUGUGAUGUGGAGUAUCCAGCUGACUGUUCAGAAUUCCAUGAACACGAACUUAAGGUCACGACAGAAGUUUAUCACAGCGAGUUAUAAACAGGAAGAUUCUUCACGUUAAGCUGCAUACACACUGUGCUAACCAACGUUAGCAUGCAUUGGCUCUAAAGAGGAAGCUUUGGCGUUCGCCAAACUGUCCAAACAGGAUGUUCCCAAACGUUGAUAAGACAAACUUAACGUACCUCUUUCUCUUACUGUGCGGUUAACCUCAUAGAAAUGUUAAGACAUAUGUAUUGUCAAAGUUCAAGAAUAAAGGUCUACCAAUGAAGACUAACAAUCCCCAUUCCUUGGCGUUAACCCGGUGCGUACGCAGCUUUAAAUAUCGAAUCCAAAAAAUAAAUAAUUUUGAUCGUCAAAGUACGUGUGCAUUCCAAACGGGAUUUUCCGAAAUAAUGGAUUCACAAAGAGUUUAAUUUAAUAUAUAAACCAGAAAUAGAUUUAUAGAUAGGUAUAUUUUUCCUAUAGUAAGUACUUAAAAGAAUAAGAUUGAAAUUAGAGUUUAUUCCCAUUGUAGGUAUAAAUUGUGUGUGAAAAUUGUAGACGCUUCUAAAGAAAAACAGAUUUUAUUUAUCUUUACUUGGCGAUCGAUGAAUGAUUAAUCAUUCUUUUUUUUUUCAUUAGUAAAGUACAUCUUCGAUGGGGCAUGCAAAUUACCUUCAUUCAUAGUUUUCCUUCUCCCUCUAUCUCUUGUAACGAAGAUGAAAUUAUAUUAUGUUUCUACUACACUUCAAAGUACUUAAACUAAGUAUUUUUUAUAGAUCACUACUUACGUAUUAUACUAAUUUCUUUUUUUUCCAUUUAUUUUCACUUAUAAUAGGUAUUAUAUACGAAUUACAAAUAAACUUGUUGUACUUAAUUAGACAAAAUUGUGAUUAAAUUUGAAGUAUUAACUAUUUAGUUUCUUAAUUAUUUCUUGAGAUUAGGAAUUGUUUUAAAUUUAUGAUUCAUUCCCAUCGCUUUUUUUAUUUGCACUGGUCUUCUUUACACAAAUAUCCAAAAUGCCUUAUUUUCCUAAUAUUUCAUAAACUUUUAACUAUUAAUAAUAGAUUUAUUAUAAUAAUAUAUUUUUUUACGGGCAGUACCAUUUCCUUGACUAUCUACUUAGAAAAAUUAAACGAAUAUUAAAUUCCCUUGAAGACAUUUUAUCAAAAUGAGGAAUUAAAUAAAAAAAAAAUAAUAAUAAAAAUCAUUACUUUUAAAACUCUAUGUAGAAAUUUGAAUUGUUAGUAAAAAAAUAGACUGCCCUCGACUCGCCAAAUAUAUUAAGAUUAUUUUGCUGGACUAUUGGUGCUAAAUAAUUAUUAAAAGUUUGUUAAAAUUAUUAAAAAAUAAUUGAAUCUCCGUGACAAAAAGUGGUGUAUUAAUAAUUCGACAUUGCAUUUAAUUGUACAUAUUCGCAUAAUAUAUAGGCUUAUAUUUAUUUAAUGU
Amyelois transitella is the source of this 3095-nucleotide messenger RNA. RefSeq lists its product as uncharacterized. The record is from RefSeq and is a predicted model, not a curated record. The transcript has 7 exons. Bases 279 to 1706 code for a protein of 475 amino acids. Lineage: Eukaryota; Metazoa; Arthropoda; Insecta; Lepidoptera; Pyralidae.